GAUUUGGGCCUCAAUAUCAGUGGCUAGAUUUGGAAAAGGCAAUAGAAGUUUCAAGAUUGACCCAGAAACCAAUUAUGGUUAUUAUUCAUAAAUCAUGGUGUACAGCAUGCUCAGAUGAGCAGCAUUUCUACCUUAUCAGUAUGUGUGUGCAUCAUACACCUUUACACAACAAAAACUGUAUUCACAAUGUGUACUACUGCCAGAGCAGCUACUAAGUUACUCUGAUGCAUGACAACACUGGUUUGCAGUGUACUAUACACUAAACCAACAACAAAUGAGGUGCGUGGGGGAGAGAAGAGUACCUGUGCUGACAUGAACCCACACCUCUACUGCAGCACUACAACAGCUUUGAAACCUCAGUUUGCAGAGUCCAAAGAAAUAGAAGAAUUGAGCAGCAAUUUUGUGAUGGUAAAUGUUGGUGAUGAUGAUAAAGUGGUAGGCAGUUCAUUUGCCCCAGAUGGAGAAUAUAUUCCACGCAUCAUUUUCAUGAGUCCAGAUGGUGAAGUGAGGCCAGAGUUUUAUAAUGAGGGAGGCAGUGAAGCAUAUAAGUAUUUCUAUUCUGAUAUUUCGAAUAUAAUAACUACAAUGAAGAAAGUCCAGAGGGCAUAUAAAAAGAAACUCAAAUCAAAAGACACGAAAGAACUUUAAGAAGGAUGCAUGAUGCUUCUUUUCUAGUCACUUAUAUAUAUUUAUCACAGAAGCUUGAGAUUUCUAUGAAUUAUUUAGGUACUCAUGCACUGUUUUGUGAAAAUAUUGUAGUUAAUUCUCUUGUCAUUUUGUAUCAUUAAAAUAUAUAUAUUUUGAAAUUU
Schistocerca piceifrons (Central American locust) is the source of this 809-nucleotide messenger RNA. Its product is annotated as thioredoxin domain-containing protein 12-like. Gene Ontology annotation, cellular component: endoplasmic reticulum. The record is from RefSeq and is a predicted model, not a curated record. NCBI's taxonomy places the organism in Eukaryota, Metazoa, Arthropoda, Insecta, Orthoptera, Acrididae. The transcript is spliced from 4 exons. The coding region runs from base 229 to 648 and encodes 139 amino acids.